CUGCCACAUCCACGCAACGAACAAGCCAACCAAAGCAGCAGAGGAGAGAACGACCACAGACACACACGCACAACCACACACAACCAAACGACGAUGGCGACGAUGAGGGGUGGUGAAGGUGAUGAUGGCACGCUGCUGCCGAAGCGGGAGAAAGUGGAGGAUGACGGUGGUGACUUGAAGGCUGAGGAAGAGGACGACUACGUGCCGUAUGUGCCACUGCGGCAGAGGAAGAAGGACAAGGAGGAGAAGCGGCAGGCGAGGCGUCGCCACCAGCAGCAGAUGGAGGAGGAGAGGCGGCGACGGAAGGAGCGGGAGCAGGCGGCGCCGCAAGUUGGCCCGCAGGCCAAGCAGACGCUGGUGCAGUUCCACGGCAAAAGCAUGCAGGAAGGGCGCAUCAUCGAGCAAUCGGAUUUGGAGAAGCAGCUCACGCAGGAACAAGAGAUUCUGCGCAGCAUCCGCAACGCCAAGGAGCUCAAGUCCGUGGAGGAGUUGGCAAAGGGCAUCUCAUAUGCAGAGCCAAUCAGGACAUCGUGGCGGCCCCCGCGACACGUCAGGCACAGAACAGAGCAGAAGAACGAGCGCAUUCGCAAGAAGUGGAACAUUAUCGUGGAGGGCCGUGACUGUGCACCCGCCGUCACCAACUUCCGUGACAUGAAGCUGCCCACAUGCCUCGUCGAUUACCUUGACUCUCAAGGCAUCAAGACCCCAACGCCAAUUCAAAUGCAAGGGCUUCCUGUUGCGUUGAGUGGACGAGACAUGAUUGGCAUUGCAUUUACCGGGUCCGGCAAGACGCUGUGCUUCUCGCUGCCGGCCAUCAUGCUGACCAUGGAGCAGGAGAUCAAGAUGCCGUUCCAGCGCGGGGAGGGCCCUUACGCGUGCGUGCUGUGCCCCUCGCGCGAGCUUGCGCGGCAGACGUUUGAUGCGGUUAAGGAGUAUGCCGGCGUGCUGCACAAGGGCGGCAUGCCCAAGCUGAACAUUGUGCUGUGCAUGGGUGGUGUGGACAUGCGGGAGCAGCUGUACGAGUGCCACAACAUUGUACACAUUGCCGUGUGCACGCCCGGUCGCCUGAUUGACAUGCUGACCAAGAAGAAGUUCACCUUCAACGUGUGCCGCUACUUUUGCAUGGAUGAGGCAGAUCGCAUGGUUGAUCUGGGCUUCGAGGAAGACAUUCGCACCAUCUUCUCCUUCUUCAACGGGCAGCGUCAGACCGUCCUUUUCAGUGCUACCAUGCCCACAAAGAUUCGAGACUUUGCGCAGAGUGCGCUCGUUGACCCGAUUACGGUGAACGUUGGCCGCGCCGGUGCUGCGAGUCUGGACGUCGUGCAGGAGGUUGAGCACGUGCGACCAGAGGCGAAGAUUGUGUACCUGCUGGAGUGUCUGCAGAAGACGCCUCCGCCCGUCAUGAUCUUCUCGGAGAAAAAGGCCGAUGUCGACGAUAUCCACGAGUACCUCCUCCUCAAAGGCGUGCAAGCUGUUGCGAUCCACGGCGGCAAGGACCAGGAGGAGCGUGAUAUGGCCGUCAAGGCGUUCAAGAAGGGUCAGAAAGACGUGCUUGUGGCCACAGACAUCGCAAGCAAGGGCCUCGACUUCAAGGGCAUCCAGCACGUCAUCAACUUUGACAUGCCUGACGAGCUCGAGAACUACGUGCAUCGUAUUGGGCGCACGGGCCGCAGCGGGCGCACGGGUCUUGCCACAACGUUCAUCAACGACGAGGUGCCCGAGAUUUCGCUGCUUGAUCUCAAGUACCUGCUCAAGGAGGCCAAGCAGCGCGUGCCGCCGUUCCUGCAGAACCUGCGCUCGGAGCACGAGAAGUUCCUUGAGCACGGCGGGUGCGCGUACUGCGGCGGCCCUGGGCACCGCAUCACGUCCUGCCCAAAGCUGGAGAGCGUGCAGUCGCAGCAGGUCAGCCGGGUCGGCCGCGGCGACGGCCUCGCAGGCGGCGACGAGUCAUGAGAGAGGGAGUGGGAAGGAGAGGAGGAGAGAUGGUGGAAAGGGUGGGGGGAAGGGAAGGAAGCUGCUCUGUGUGUGUGUGUGUGUGUGUGUGUG
Molecule: messenger RNA, 2046 nt
Organism: Salpingoeca rosetta
Lineage: Eukaryota; Choanoflagellata; Craspedida; Salpingoecidae
Product: DEAD box polypeptide 41
Exons: 5
Coding region: 94-1953 (619 amino acids)
Biological process (GO): mRNA splicing, via spliceosome
Cellular component (GO): spliceosomal complex
Molecular function (GO): zinc ion binding; RNA binding; ATP binding
Source: RefSeq, a predicted model, not a curated record